AUGAUGUCUCUCUUCUUCGUUUUAUCAUGCUUCUUGUUGGCCAUGGUGUCAGCGGCAACCGGGAGUGAUAGAACGGUCCCGCCUCCCAAGUCGUCCCCCUCAGUUGCAAAUAUCUUGGUUGAUGGAGACAAGCCGGUUACUCUCAAAGUGACAACUGUCACCUAUAUCAGUGCCAAGAACUCUACCACGGUGUUGCCUAUCUUGACUCUGUCGAUCGUGGUGGUUGAAGAAAUCGCCCAAGAGUCUGUUGCUGUCCUCACCGUUCCAGCUUCCCCUGCCUCAGAGACUACGAGCGUACCCACGCCAUCGGGAAGCGGAAGGAUGCUGAAUUGUUCCGUAUCCAAGGGCAAGGUGGAUGUCUUCUUUAUUGUUGGAGGCAGAGGUCAGGUGCAGGAGGAGUUGAUGUCUACCGUUUGCGAGGACUCGCAGUGGAUGGAGUCGAGGGCCGAGUACCGGACUCCGACGGCGGCCAGCCUUCAUGCAUGGCAAUCUGGCCAACAACCCAGACAUGUUGCCGCAAGUCGACCGGUUGGUGAUGGUGUUCUGGGCGGCGCCACAAUCGCCGCUUUGGACGUGGAUUCUAGACAUGUACCAAACCAAACCGCUCGCUAG
Molecule: messenger RNA, 612 nt
Organism: Neurospora tetrasperma FGSC 2508
Lineage: Eukaryota; Fungi; Ascomycota; Sordariomycetes; Sordariales; Sordariaceae
Exons: 2
Coding region: 1-612 (203 amino acids)
Source: RefSeq, a predicted model, not a curated record